This is a messenger RNA of Leopardus geoffroyi (Geoffroy's cat), 678 nucleotides long. RefSeq names its product C-X-C motif chemokine ligand 9 (gene CXCL9). Gene Ontology annotation, biological process: cellular response to lipopolysaccharide; chemokine-mediated signaling pathway; antimicrobial humoral immune response mediated by antimicrobial peptide. Gene Ontology annotation, cellular component: extracellular region. Gene Ontology annotation, molecular function: CXCR chemokine receptor binding; chemokine activity. Bases 196 to 501 code for a protein of 101 amino acids. The record is from RefSeq and is a predicted model, not a curated record. The transcript is spliced from 4 exons. Lineage: Eukaryota; Metazoa; Chordata; Mammalia; Carnivora; Felidae.
CGGGGAUGCUCGAAAGCCUUCCUCGUUCCUGUGGUGGAAGGAGAUUGGACUAUAGGAUUUCUGGUGAAGGUGACAUUGCCUUCGAUGUCAGCACUCGGUGGUGUGAGAUUAUCUGUAAGAACCCUGAGCAAGUCUGGGGGUCAGUGAAAUCUUCCCAGAGUUCAUGCCAUCCUGGGUAUCUAAGGAACCCUAAUAAUGAGGAAUAGACGCUGUUUCUGCAUCAACACCAGCCAAGGGACAAUCCACCUAAAAUCCUUAAAGGACCUUAAACAAUUUGCCCCAAGCCCUUCUUGUGAGAAAACUGAAAUCAUUGUGACAAUGAAGAAUGGGGAUCAAACGUGUCUAAACCCAGAUUCAGCAGAUGUGAAAGAAUUGAUUAAAGAGUGGGAGAAACAGGUGAGCCAAAAGAAAAAGCAAAAGAAAGGGAAAAAAAAUCAAAAAAGCAGGAAAAUUUUUAAAGUUAAAAAGUCUCAACAUCCUCAUCAAAAGAAGACCACAUGAGCAACCACUUUACCAACCUUAUACCCAAAAGGUUCUUCUUAAUUAUGAUGAAAUAAUUCCAAAAGGAGAUGGCAUCUUAAUCCAUAAGCUUUUUAUUUGGAAAUUUUCAAGCAUUAUUAUGAAAUUGUAAUUAAAGCUAGAAAGUUGCUUUUGAAAUCUAAACAUUAAGAAUUGUUA